AUGAUGUUCAAUUGGCCACUCUUCAUUACAUGUAGCUAUGCUCCUGAUGGUGCACAUAAGCCUUUAAUAAACAGCUUGCCAAGAUCGAAGUUAGGGACCAGAGCAACAACCAUUAAAAGGGAUUUAUCUGUGGUUGGUACUGGUGUUGGUGGGGUUGGUGGUGAUAUUGAUAGUACUGGUGGUGGUGCUGGUAAUGUUGGUGAUACUGGUGUUGGUGGUGGUGGUAAUGCUGGUGGUAUUAAUGGUGGUGCUGGUGGUGGUGUUGGUGGUCGUGAUAUUAAAACUUCCCACACCUUAGAAAAAUAUUCAACUGAUGGUGGUGGUGGUAAUGGUGUUGUUGGUGGUAUUGGUGUUGGUCAUGAUAUUAGAACUCCCUACACCUUAGAAAAAUAUUCAAUUGUUGGUGUUGGUACCUCUAAGGUGAAUUCUUAA
Molecule: messenger RNA, 432 nt
Organism: Solanum verrucosum
Lineage: Eukaryota; Viridiplantae; Streptophyta; Magnoliopsida; Solanales; Solanaceae
Product: glycine-rich cell wall structural protein 1-like
Exons: 2
Coding region: 1-432 (143 amino acids)
Source: RefSeq, a predicted model, not a curated record